GAGAGGAGUUGUAAGAAACUUUGUAUCCCGGCUGGUGAGACGGAGGAGGAGCCGGCGGGAGUUGAUCCAGAAGAGACCCGGAGCCUGAAACAUGGGCCUCCUGUUGAGGCUCCGCAAGGAAUGGUUCAUCAUCGGGAUCGUGCUGGUCAUCUUAUCCGCCAAGCUGCAGCCAAGCGUCGGCGUCAAAGGAGGUCCGCUGAAGCCGGAGAUCACGAUCGCCUACGUUGCUGUUUCACUCAUCUUCUUCAACAGCGGCCUCUCGCUCAAAACAGAGGAGUUAACGAGCGCUCUGCUUCACGUCCGUCUUCAUCUCUUCGUUCAGUCGUUCACGUUGAUUUUCUUCCCGCUCGCCGUCUGGCUGCUGCUCAGAGUUCUGGCGCUGACCGCCAUCGACCAAUGGCUGCUCAGAGGGUUACAGACGGUGGGAUGCAUGCCGCCUCCAGUCUCCUCCGCUGUCAUUCUCACCAAGGCUGUCGGAGGCAACGAGGCUGCUGCCAUUUUCAACUCAGCGUUCGGAAGCUUCCUGGGGAUCGUCGUGACCCCGCUGCUGCUGCUGCUGUUCCUCGGCUCUUCCUCCUCCGUUCCCUUCUCCUCCAUCUUCUCGCAGCUCUUCAUGACGGUGGUCGUUCCUCUGAUCCUGGGUCAGGUGUGUCGUGGUUUCCUCAGAGAGUACCUGGAGAGAAGGAAACCUCCGUUCGGCGUCGUCAGCAGCGUCGUUCUGCUCAUGAUCAUCUACACGACGUUCUGUGACACGUUCAGUAACCCCAACAUAGAGCUGGACCCCACGAGCCUGCUGCUGGUCGUCCUCAUCAUUUUUUCCAUCCAGAUCAGCUUCAUGUUGCUCACGUUUGCCUUUUCUACCAGGUCGGGUUCAGGAUUCAGCCCUGCGGACACGGUCGCCAUCAUGUUCUGCUCCACACACAAGUCACUCACUCUGGGAAUCCCGAUGUUGAAGAUCGUGUUCGAAGGCUACGAGCAUCUCUCUCUGAUCUCGGUCCCUCUGCUGAUCUACCACCCGGCUCAGAUCCUGCUCGGCUCCGUCCUCGUGCCGACGAUCCGCAGCUGGAUGACGAGUCGGCAGAAGUCUAGUCUGUUGUUGAGGUAGGGUCAGUCCGUCUCUGCUGCCGCCCAGCGGUGAAGCUGUCGGCGCUGCAGCCCGUCUGACGAAAACGAAAUCACUGUUUUCGUUUGAGUGUGUGAUUUAAAAAAAAAAAAAAAAAAAAAAAAAGGACUCAGGCGGAGGAAUCCGACUCACGUGCCUUAUUACAACCAACCGAGACCUCAGCGUGGCGGAUGAUCACCAGUCGCCUCGAUAUUCUCCGUUUCUAUGACAACAACAAAAAAACUCUCCUAUUUCCAUCAUAUAUAUAAAUAUAUAUAAAUAUAUUCUUUUAUAUUUAAAAGAAGAAAAAAAACAUGUUAUAUUUUUAUAUGGA
Messenger RNA from Scomber japonicus (chub mackerel), 1436 nucleotides. RefSeq names its product solute carrier family 10 member 7 (gene slc10a7). NCBI's taxonomy places the organism in Eukaryota, Metazoa, Chordata, Actinopteri, Scombriformes, Scombridae. Bases 92 to 1105 code for a protein of 337 amino acids. Gene Ontology annotation, cellular component: plasma membrane. The transcript has 13 exons. The record is from RefSeq and is a predicted model, not a curated record.